GGGUGGGUGGGGUUUGCUGCACCGCGGCGGUGGCGGCGGAGGCUAGUGGGUCCUCCGGUGACUCCGGGGCGGGGCUGUGGGGAGGGUGCCCACCGACUGCAGGACUUCUCGGAAUGGGGGGUGUGGCUGGUCGGCCAGCAUCUUCCGGGUGGGAGAAAAGGUCCGCUAUUACGGGCGGCGCAACCUCGAAGGCCUGCUGCUAGAGAUGCUCUUCCUCUCGUUUCAUGCAGGCUCUUGGGAAAGCUGGUGCUGCUGCUGCUGUGUGAUUCCCGCGGACAGACCUUGGGACCGGGGCCGGCGCUGGCAGCUGGAGAUGGCGGACACACGAUCAGUGUAUGAAACCAGGUUUGAGGCGGCCGUGAAGGUGAUCCAGAGUUUGCCGAAAAAUGGAUCAUUCCAACCAACAAAUGAAAUGAUGCUUAAGUUCUAUAGCUUCUACAAACAGGCAACUGAAGGACCCUGUAAACUUUCAAGGCCUGGAUUCUGGGAUCCUAUUGGAAGAUAUAAAUGGGAUGCUUGGAGUUCGCUGGGGGAUAUGACUAAAGAAGAAGCCAUGAUUGCAUAUGUUGAAGAAAUGAAAAAGAUUAUUGAAACGAUGCCCAUGACUGAGAAAGUGGAAGAGUUGCUGCAUGUUAUAGGUCCAUUUUAUGAGAUUGUAGAAGACAAAAAGAGCAGCACGAGUUCUGACUUGACCUCAGUCCGAUUGGAGAAAAUCUCCAAGUACUUAGAAGAUCUUGGUAAUGUUCUGACCUCUUCAAAUGCCAAAGCUGUUAAUGGUAAAGCGGAGAGCAGUGAUAGUGGGGCUGAGUCUGAGGAAGAAGAGGCCCAAGAAGAGUUAAAAGGAGCAGAACAAAGUGGCAGUGAUGAUAAGAAAAUGAUGAAGAAAUCAACAGAUAAGAAUUUGGAAAUCAUUGUUACCAAUGGCUAUAAAGAUAGCUUUGCUCAGGAUAUACACAGUGACAUUCAUACCGAUUCUUCCCGGAGUACCAGAAACAGUGAAGAUGAGAAGCCUGGAGAACAGAGCUUGCAGCGGACAGCAAACACUGCUGUCUGUGUUCACCAAGAUACAAAUGAAGAUCCCAGCGAAGAUGCUUCAGGAAUACAUCAUUUGACAAGUGAUUCAGAUAGUGAAGUAUACUGUGAUUCUAUGGAGCAAUUUGGACAAGAAGAGUGUUACUUAGGUGGUGAUCCUACUCAGCACUUGGAAAGUUCUGGUUUUUGUGAAGAUGCUCGACAGUCUCCUGGAAAUGGCAGCAUUGGGAAAGUGCAGGUGGUAGCGGUCAAGGGAAAAGGUGAAGUGAAACACGGAGGAGAAGAUGGCACAAGUAGCAGUGGAGCCCCGCACCGUGAGAAGAGAGGCGGAGAGAGCGAGGACUUCUCCAGUGUCAGGAAAGGGAGAGGGCAUAGAAUGCCGCAUUUGAGUGAAGGAACCAAGGGUCGGCAAGUAGGAAGUGGCGGUGAUGGAGAACGCUGGGGCUCAGACCGAGGGACCAGAGGCAGCCUCAACGAGCAGAUCGCUCUUGUGCUCAUCAGAUUGCAGGAGGACAUGCAGAAUGUCCUUCAGAGACUUCACAAACUGGAAACACUAACUGCUUCCCAGGCGAGAUUAUCAUUGCAGACAAGUAAUCAGCCCUCCUCACAGAGACCAUCUUGGUGGCCCUUUGAGAUGUCCCCUGGUGCAUUAGCUUUUGCUAUCAUAUGGCCUUUUGUUGCACAGUGGCUGGUGCAUUUGUAUUAUCAAAGAAGGAGAAGAAAACUAAAUUGAAGAAGUGGCCUUUUAUUCAAGAAGACUGCUGGGCCUGAAUGACUAAGAGAUGGAUUGGAAAUGAAGUGGAAUUCACAAGAAAAUCUCAGUCUGUGAUGAUUACAUUUUUUUGUCCAGUAGUUUGGUUUAUAUAAAUAUUCUUUGCACUACAAAAUGGUAACAUUUUAAAGACUAAUAUUGCUGAUACUUGAAAAAUCAAUCUCAACUAGGUUUUACGUAGCAUCCAUAGACUUACUCUUUUUGAGCUUGAAGGACUUUAAGUUAUUAAUUAUUGUUCAGUAACUAUCACCUGAUUUUCUCCCAUAAGAAUUAUAAGCUGCAUUUCUAAGGCAUAGCUACAAUUAUGAGAUAAAAUUUAUACUUUUUACAUUUCUAAAUUAAAUACAAGAAAGAAUGCAAAAGCAAGAGUGGCUUUUAAAUGAGGUUAAAUCAUUUUGUAUCAGUCCCUGAACUGUGAGCUAUGUAGCAGAAAACUGACGGAAGAAUCCUCUCCAUUCUUUGUGGUCUGCACGUAAGACGGCUUUAUUUAGUGGCUUGAUUUCCCUGGCUUGCUCAGGGGAACUCAGAAAAUCAUCGUCCUUGGAUUGUGCUUACUAUUUACAUACAAAUGAUCGCUGAACAGACUUAACUCGAUGAUGGAGAUGAAGAAAAGGCCUAAUGUAGGUGUAAAAGUGUAUUCCAACUUCAGAGAUGGCUUAUCAGAUUUUAAUUUAACCAUAUACACUUAAUCCUUUGUAACCAUUUUUCUUUAAGUGAGGAUAUCUACUGUCUGCUUCAUAGGCUGCUUUGCAAUAAAAUGAAAACUUAUUUAUACCUUUUUUACUAAGGAAACAAACGCAUGAAAAUCCUUUUUUUCUGCAAGGGGUAAAUGACAGUCUGGAUUCUUAACCUCUUAGUGCCUCAGUUUUCCUUUGGGGUAUACUUCACAAGGCAUCAGAAGUACUUUCAGUCUACAGGUCUCUAUGUCCACAUAAUUAAGGAAUGCCUAAAUAAUGGAAGUUUAAGUUCCUUCUGGCCAUUAGAAUCAAAGGAAGAUUAAUUUAGAUCCUGGAAGAAUGUAUUUAAAAAAUAAUCUUCCUCAUAUACUUUCCCAGCCUAUGCUCAGUAAUAUACUUUAUGCUUUGAAGAUUUAAUUUAAAAACUUUAUAGCAGAUCCUUAUCUGCUUUUCCUUUUGAGACAGAGGCUUGGUAGCUCAUGCUACCCUCCAGAUCUCUAUGUAGCUGAAGAUGACCUUGAAUACCUGAUGUUCCUCUCUACUUUUCAGUUUCUGGGACCACAGGCAUGUACCACCAUGGACAGCUUUGGAUAGUAAAACAUUGCAAUUUGUUCUUGAUAUGUAUGAUGUUGGGGGCAUUAGCAUUAGGUCUGAAUAUUUUUGGUAAGAAGGAAAGCAUCCAUCUCUAGAAUAUAGGGGUAUUCUUUGGAAAAAAAUAUGAAAACAUAAUUUACUUGUCCUAGACUUUAUAAACAGUUUUAUUUUAUUUUGAGACAGGGUUUCUCUGUGUAGCCCUGGCUGUCCUGGAACUCACUCUGUAGACCAUGCUGGCUUCAAACUCAGACAUCUGCUUGCCUCUUCUUCCCAAGUGCUGGGAUUAAAGGCGUGUGUCAUCAACGGCCCAGCAUAAACACACUUUUUAAAACUAUAACCUUAUUUUAAAAUUGUGUAUCACAACUUGGUUGAUCUGCCUAAAAUGAUCUACUGGCUUUUGCUUAUGAUUAAAAAACUCUCAAAUCUAUCUUAUACUUUUUCAAAGGAUGAAAAAAAAAAGCAAAUAACUGAAUUAUUAUAGAAAACUUUAGACCUGUGGAGAUUUUUGUUUUAAAUUAUAAAAUUUUAAAUUAUAGAAGAAGUUGGUAUGGUAAAGUGAUGGCUUGUUUUCUUCUAUAAAUCAAAUGCAAAUCAGAGAUGUAACCAGUUGUGAUUCAUUGCAAUUAGUCAAGUGUAACUAACUCCUAAGGGCAACCAUUUGUAUCUUAUAUAUCAGAAUUACUUUCUAUAAUUUGAAAGCACUUUGCACAUACUUCUUGUAUAUAAAGGAUGUAAUUACAGUAUCCUGUGGUAAUGCUUUAAAAGAUGAACCUCAUUUUAAAAAUUGACAGCUAUGGUAUUUUUUUAAUGAUCAGCUUUUUCGUUUAUUGUAAAACUAAGUUAAAAAUAAAAGGUUAAUGAGAAAUGAAAUGGUUUUUAUGACUUGUUAACUGCAUUGAUUGUGUACAAAGCUAAAGUGAGAAGAAACAGUAGUUCAUAUACUGUAAUCUUAAAUAGCAGGCAGGAGAUACAACUCUCGAAAAUGCCAAGCAUGUGACCUCCCGAGGUUCAAUUUCCAGUACCAUGUAA
Molecule: messenger RNA, 4104 nt
Organism: Arvicanthis niloticus (Nile rat)
Lineage: Eukaryota; Metazoa; Chordata; Mammalia; Rodentia; Muridae
Gene: Acbd5
Product: acyl-CoA binding domain containing 5
Biological process (GO): fatty acid metabolic process; pexophagy
Cellular component (GO): cytoplasm; peroxisome
Molecular function (GO): fatty-acyl-CoA binding
Source: RefSeq, a predicted model, not a curated record